This is a messenger RNA of Carica papaya (papaya), 1771 nucleotides long. Its product is annotated as BTB/POZ domain with WD40/YVTN repeat-like protein. The record is from RefSeq and is a predicted model, not a curated record. NCBI's taxonomy places the organism in Eukaryota, Viridiplantae, Streptophyta, Magnoliopsida, Brassicales, Caricaceae. Gene Ontology annotation, molecular function: protein binding. Gene Ontology annotation, biological process: protein homooligomerization.
AACUAUAAUUACAUUACUUGGGAGUUUUUGACCUUCCAGAAACGACAACUAGAAUCAAACCCAGCUUCUUCUUAUGUGCCCUCGUCUCGUCUCCGACUCCACAACACUCAUAACCUUUCAUUACUUACAAAUUUAGGGUUUCUUCGUGUGCUUGGAAAUUCCGAGGGUUUCUCGCAUCACAGGUGUUUCAGUGGAACAUCUGGGAAUUAAGUUAUGCCCCCAUUUGUUACGGCUAUGAAUUCUUCAGACGGGAAACCAGAAUCCAACAUACUCACCAUUAAUGUCGGUGGCCAAAUCUUCCAGACUACAAAACACACCCUUGCCCUAGCUGGUCCCAGUUCCCUCUUCUCCCGCCUCGCUGACCCAACUCAGCUUGGCCCCAGGUUCGUCGACCGAGACCCCGAUUUGUUCUCCGUCCUUCUCUCUCUUCUCCGCACGGGCAAUCUUCCAUCCAAGGCCAGAGCUCUUGAUCUUCAAGACCUCAUCGAAGAAUCCAAAUUCUACGGCGUAUAUUUGCUGUUGCUUAAUUCUUUGUCCAACCCUUGUCAAUUUGAUGCCUUCAAUCUCGAAAAAUCCCAGCUUUUGCUGUUGAACGGCAGGGAUUCGCCUUCCACGAUCGCCACGACGCCCCAUGGGACCCUCCACGUCGCCCACGGUUGCAAGAUCACCUCAUUUGAUUGGUCUUUGAGACGUAAAUCCACCAUCUUGACCCACUUCUCUGCUGUCGAUUCUCUUUUAGCUCUCUCUCCGCAGAUUGCAGCUGCCGGGGCCACAGAUUUUUCUGGUCUGCAAAUACUCGAUCUUGACAGCGGCUUCGUUAAAAAAACUUUGAGUUGGGAAAAUGUUACCAAGUCUGGUUCUACUGUUCAAGCAAUUGGUUCUUCACCUGAAUUUCUCUUUACUAGUUUUGAAUCGGGUCGAAGAAACUCGAAUACGAUAAUGGUAUAUGAUCUGCAUACCUUAAGCCCUGUCAUUGAGAUUGGUCACUGUGAGAUAUAUGGUGCUGAUAUUGACUCAGCUAUACCAGCCACCAAAUUGAGCUGGGUUCCUAGUAAUAGUUUGCUUAUGGCAUCAGGGUCUCACAGCGGCCCAUCAGGUGUGACGGGUAACAUAAAGUUUUGGGAUAUAAGGAGUGGGAAUGUAGUCUGGGAGAUAAAGGAGAAGGUGGAUUGCUUUUCAGAUGUUACUGUGUCUGAUAACUUGUCAGGAGUUUUUAAGGUUGGUGUUAAUUCAGGAGAAGUUUGGUAUGCCGAUCUAAGGAAGUUAGGAGCUGAGAAUCCAUGGGUUUGCCUUGGUGAUAGGAGGAAGAUGAUGAAUGGGAAGAAGGAAGGAUACAAGUGCAAGAUUGAGAAGCAGGGAAAUCAAGUGUUUUGCAGUAAGGGGGGGGAAAUAGAAGUGUGGUCUGAGAUAUUGAUGGGUUCAUCAAGUAGUAGAGAAGAUGGAUUGGAAGGAAGGGUUUUUAGAAAGAAUUUGAUGGGGAGAGGCAAGGACUUGGGAGGAAACAGGAUCACUAACUUGGCUUUUGGUGGGAACAAAAUGUUUGUGACAAGGAAAGAUGAGCAGUGUGUAGAGGUUUGGCAAAGUACAGUGAGAGGAUUCUGAAGCACCUAAUCGGAAUUGGCAUUAGGGGAACAUCAGUUCUUUGUAGAUCACUUCUUGAUUCGUUUGAUUAAAUUUUUCAUUCUGAACGAUUAUGUAGUUGUAAUUUAGCAAGCCUGUAAUUGUUCAUAAAGGAUUAGUUCUAUUCAGGAUAUUUACUAAUUCCCUAAAA